AUGUUCUAUUGGGUCAUAACCUAUCUUUUCUACCGCUGGACAAAAGUGAUUUCACAAUUGAUAUUCACGAAGAAGAUUAUUGAUGUUGCGCAAGCGCACGGCUUGUCGGUUCUGGAGUUUGAGCAGUUCAGCUGGUUGAGCUUUCUCUUUCCUUGGAAGGAGCAAGAGGUCCAGCACUGGUUUAUGGAAGGCCACCAAGACGCUCUGACCUUCCUCAAUCGUGCUUAUGCCCUGAUCCACAUCCCAGGGACCGUUGGAUUCAUCGCGUGGUACUACUACAUCGCACCGUCACACCCGACCUUCGCCCUUGUCCGACGCACGCUUACACUCACCAACUGGCUUGCUUUCCUGACCUUCACAAUCUACCCCUGCAUGCCUCCUCGCCUUCUACCGCCCGAAUAUGGCUUCCUCGACUCUGUUCGCCAUGACAAUGCUACAUCCAUAUGGAUGUCUGGAGACUUCGUCAAUAGCCUAGCAGCAAUGCCAAGCAUGCAUUUUGGCUAUGCCUUCGUCAUUGGUUGUACAAUGGUCCAUCAUUCUGGAAUCUUUAGAAGGACUCUAGAAAAAGGCGAGGCAAAGAAAACUCUGCCAUGGAAGAUACUCUAUGUCAUGAUUGCGCUGGGGUAUCCAAGCUUGGUUCUCUCUGCUAUUGUUGCAACUGCCAACCAUUACUGGAUGGACGCACUGAUGGCAACGAUUGUAGCGUGCGUGGCAUUUCUAAUAAACAAAAUCUUCCUCGUAUUUUUACCAGUAGAGGACUUAUUGCUGUGGGCGCUGAGGUUGGAGAAACCUGCACCCACUACAGGGGUGAGAUUUCGGCAAAGAGGCGGGAGGAUCUGA
This is a messenger RNA of Bacidia gigantensis, 840 nucleotides long. RefSeq lists its product as uncharacterized. Gene Ontology annotation, cellular component: inositol phosphoceramide synthase complex. The transcript is spliced from 2 exons. Gene Ontology annotation, molecular function: inositol phosphoceramide synthase activity. The record is from RefSeq and is a predicted model, not a curated record. The coding region runs from base 1 to 840 and encodes 279 amino acids. Gene Ontology annotation, biological process: sphingolipid biosynthetic process; inositol phosphoceramide metabolic process. NCBI's taxonomy places the organism in Eukaryota, Fungi, Ascomycota, Lecanoromycetes, Lecanorales, Ramalinaceae.